CAUGAAGCUACCAUAAGAACGAUCAAGAAAAAUGAAACUGCGAUUAGAAAAUCGGUAUGUUCUGGAACGAAAAUAAGUGCUAAAUCAUCGUCAUACAUAAGAGAUGUUGUCAAAGAGAAGAUGGAAAAAGCUUUGGUAAUGUGGAUUGAAGAUAAAUCACAAAAAAGAAUACCAUUGCUAUCAAGCAAACUGCAUUUCCUGAAAAACUUAGAAAAAUUAUUGAAGAUGGAGGAUACACCCCAGAUCAAGUUUGGAAUAACUUAUGUUGCAAAAUCGCAGAAAACUGCCGGUGGUUUAAAAGUAGCAAAGGACCGUGUAACAUUGUUGUUUUGUUCCAAUGCUUCAGGAGAACGUAUGUUAAAACCACUGCUAGUAAAUCGUGCUUUAAGACCACCGAUGAAAAGUGUAGAUUUCAAUAAACUGCCAAUUCACUGGACAGCAAACAAAAAGGCAUGGAUGACCAGUGCAAUCUUUACAGAAUGGUUCCAGAAAUACUUCAUUUCAGAAGUUAAACGCUACAUGAAUGCAAAAUGUCUAGAAUUUAAAGUUCUUUUAAUUCUAGACAAUGCACCUUGCCAUCCGCUUUUGGAGCACCCAAAUGUGCAAUUUUGCUAUCUUCCGCCUAACACUACAUCCUUAAUACAACCGCUAGACCAAGGGAUCAUUGCUACUUUUAAAAAGUACUACAUAAAACGUUCAUUCCAAUACGUGGUAGACAAACUAGACCAUAAUGAGGAUUUAACAGUCAUUGAUAUGUGGAAAAAAAUUUCUAUUAUGGACUGCGUUAAUCAAGUUGGGUUAGCGUUAGCUGACUUAAAGCCAUCAACCUUGAACUCAUGUUGGAAAAAUAUUUGGCCAGAAUGUGUCAAAAGCAAAGAUACUGAUCCUGUCAUCCAUAAUAAUGCUGUUUUUACUGACAUCAUAACGCUGGCACAUACAAUUGGUGGAGAUGGAUUCGAUGAUCUAUCAUUUGCCGAUAUAGAGGAAUUAUUAGCUGAUAAAAGCUUGAGCGAAAAUGAAAUUAUAGACCUCACCCUUGAGACUCAUCAAGACAGAGAACAUAGCGAUAAUGACGAAGAAGAUCCUCCCAUUUUAAAUGCAACUCUAAUUAAAGAAGGUCUUGAUCUUGCCAGAAAAUUAGGUAAUCAUUUUCAACAACAUGAUCCUGAUGAGGAACGAGCUGCAAAAUUUCAACGUGAACUGAAAUCAUUAAUGGCAUCUUACAGGGAACUUUAUAAAGGUUUAUCACGAAAUCAAACACAAUCUUUAAUGACUGAUUUCCUUCUAAAAACUACUGAAUUAUCAACACAGGAGCCUAGAGAUGAUAAUCCAGAAACAAUUUCACAAGAUGAUGAACAAAAUAAUUCUAGUGAUGGCAGUGAUAUUCUAGUCUUACGCAAACGUAUGCGUUUAUUGUCAGAAAGUGACAAUGCAUAAAAGUUUUUUAUGUUUAUAUUAUUUUUACUUGUUUUAUAUUAAUGA
Molecule: messenger RNA, 1482 nt
Organism: Anastrepha obliqua
Lineage: Eukaryota; Metazoa; Arthropoda; Insecta; Diptera; Tephritidae
Product: tigger transposable element-derived protein 1-like
Exons: 2
Cellular component (GO): nucleus
Molecular function (GO): DNA binding
Source: RefSeq, a predicted model, not a curated record